This is a messenger RNA of Vanrija pseudolonga, 6910 nucleotides long. RefSeq lists its product with no specific name. The record is from RefSeq and is a predicted model, not a curated record. The coding region runs from base 99 to 3635 and encodes 1178 amino acids. Gene Ontology annotation, biological process: oligosaccharide metabolic process; protein N-linked glycosylation. Gene Ontology annotation, molecular function: Glc3Man9GlcNAc2 oligosaccharide glucosidase activity. NCBI's taxonomy places the organism in Eukaryota, Fungi, Basidiomycota, Tremellomycetes, Trichosporonales, Trichosporonaceae. The transcript is spliced from 15 exons.
GGGCAGCCUUCCAUCUCGUCAAUCCCCUUAACGACCACACCGCUCCAACUCUACUUCUGCGUUGACAUUAUCAAGCACGUACAACACGAGCUUUCAUCAUGUCGGCGCGCAAGCUCCAGUCAAAGCUCUUUGGGGCCGUAAAGGAGGCCAAAGACGCGGCAAAGGACGCCGUGACUCCGUCGUCGGCAAAGAAAGACACGGCGACGGACGACAACGGCGGCUCGGGGGCAGCGACGCCUGUGCCCGCUGCUGCUGCCGCCGCCGCUGCUGCUCCUGAGGGCCCGCUCAAGAUCAACAUCCCCGCACCGAUCACCGCGGCGCCAUCAGCAGCGCAAGUGCAAAACCUGCCAAAGAACCCCCGCGCCGCUGCCGCUGCUCCGCCCGCCGCUGCCGACAAGGACGAGAGCACGCCGCCUGCUGCUGCCGCUGCUGAGAAGACGCCGCCCGCACCGGAGAACGGCGCGUCGCCCAAGCCUGCGAGACCGGCGAGUGCUGCCAGCGAUGGCACACCGGGUGCUGCGCCCAAGAGCUUCCGCGACCGCCUGAGGGCCCAGCUCGGUACACGAUACCGCUCCGUCGAGGAGUACCGCCUGCAGCAGUCCGACUCGUAUGAAAAGCACUGGAAGCGCUGGGGACCAUACCUCAGUGAACGCCAGUGGGGUACCGUCCGCGAGGACUACUCUGAGAAUGGCGAUGCGUGGAACUCGUUCCCGUUCUGGAUGUCCAAGAGCCGCGCGUACCGCUGGGGUGAGGACGGUAUCGCUGGUAUCUCGGACAACCACCAGCGCCUGUGUCUCUCGCUCGCGCUCUGGAACGGCAAGGACGAUAUUCUCAAGGAGCGCAUGUACGGCCUUACGGGCGAGCAGGGUAACCACGGUGAGGACGUCAAGGAGCUGUACUACUACCUCGACUCGUCGCCCACCCACUCCUACAUGAAGUACCUGUACAAGUACCCGCAGGGCAAGUACCCGUACCAGCAGCUGCUGGACGAGAACCGCAACCGCUCGCGCGACGUGCCCGAGUACGAGAUCAUGGACACUGGGCUGUUCGACGAGGACAGGUACUGGGACGUCUUUGUCGAGUUCGCCAAGGACGAGGAGGACGAGAACUCGAUGUCGAUCCGCAUCACGGCCUACAACCGCGGUCCUGACAAGGCGGAUCUUCACCUCCUCCCGCAAAUCUUCUUCCGCAACACCUGGUCGUGGCCCAAGGAGCUGCCAGAGAACAUGCCCAACCUCAAGCAGAUUGCUGAGGGUGUCAUUGAGACGUCGCACGAGUCGCUCGCCCCGACCAGGCUGUACUGCCUGCCCUCGCCUGCGCCGGCCGCGCCGACCAAGAGCGGCGGCGUGGUCCUCGUCGACGGCGAGAGCAUCGUGCCCGACCUGCUGUUCACGGAGAAUGAGACCAACUUUGAGCGCCUGUACGGCGGCAACAACCGCACCCCGUACAACAAGGACGCGUUCCACGACUACGUUAUCCCCUGGCACCGCCCGCCUAUGCCCCAGCCUGAGAAGCCUACCGAGGAUGAGAAGACUCCGACGGGCCUGCAGGACCCCACGCUCGAGGGCAAGAUCGAGGCGGCCACCCUUGACGACAAGCCCUCCGAGGCCAAGCUCGAGUCGGCUACCGUCAACGGUGAGCCCGUCGAGCCCGAGGUCUGGCCUGCCGAGAAGUUUGUGAACCCCGAGAGGACCGGUACCAAGGCCGCGGCGCACUAUGUCUUCAACGACGUUCCCGCAAACGGUGGCUGCGUCGUGGUUCGUCUCAAGAUGACGCCCAACGCACCGAGCGAGGACCCCACCAUCCUUGACGAGGAGCUGUUUGACGACAACAUUGAGGGCCGUCGCCAGGACGCCGAUGAGUUCUACUUCAACCUUGCCCCCAGCGGUGUCACCGACGACAUGCGCAACGUCAUGCGCCAGGCCCUUGCAGGCAUGAUGUGGACCAAGCAGUACUACCAGUACAUUCAGCAGGAGUGGCUCAACGGCGACCCCUCGCAGCCACCACCGCCGCGUUCGCGUCGCUUCGGUCGCAACAAGGACUGGAAGCACCUUUACAUCAAUGACAUUCUGUCCAUGCCCGACAAGUGGGAGUACCCCUGGUUCGCAACCUGGGACACGGCGUUCCACUGUAUCCCCUUGGCGAUGGUCGACCCGGCGUUCGCCAAGCGCCAGCUCGAUCUCAUGACCAGGGAGUGGUACAUGAAGCCUGACGGUGCUCUGCCCGCCUACGAAUGGAACUUCUCCGAUGUCAACCCGCCCGUGCAUGCCUGGGCCACUCUCCGUGUCUUCAAGCAGGAGCGAAAGAUCUACGGCCGCGAGGAUCUCAACUUCCUUGAGCGUGUCUUCCAAAAGCUCCUCCUCAACUUCACCUGGUGGGUCAACCGCAAGGACUCGGAGGGCAACAACGUCUUUGAGGGUGGUUUCCUCGGCCUCGACAACAUUGGUGCCUUCAACCGUUCCGAGCCGCUGCCUUCGGGAGCCAAGCUGCGCCAGGCCGACGGCACGGCGUGGAUGGCCUUCUUUGCGCUGCAGAUGCUUUCGAUUGCUCUUGAGCUCUCCAAGCACAACUCGGUCUACGAGGACAUUGCGUCCAAGUUCUUCGAGCACUUUAUCCACAUUGCCGACGCCAUGACGUACCCUGCCUCCAACGACGAGGAGCUCUCGCUCUGGUCAGAGGAGGACGGCUUCUACUACGACGCUAUCCAGUGGGGCUACGGCAACGCCACGCAGAUGCCCAUCCGCAGUAUUGUCGGUAUCAUUCCGCUCUUCGCCACGCUCGUCCUCGAGCCCCACGUUCUCAAGAAGCAUCCGGGCUUCAGGAAGCGCAUGCAGUGGUUUGUCGAGAACCAGCGUGAGGUUUCCAAGCGUAACAUUGCAAGCAUGAAGUCCCGCGGUCGAGGUGACCGUGUCCUGUUGGCCCUUGCCGACAAGGACAGGCUUGUCCGCAUCCUGGAGAAGAUGCUCGACGAGGACGAGUUGCUGAGUGACUACGGUAUCCGAUCGCUGUCCAAGUACCACAAGGACCACCCGUACUCGAUCACCGUCGAUGGCCAAACCAACGAGGUGCCCUACUGGCCCGGAGACUCGCACUCGGGCAUGUUUGGCGGAAACAGUAACUGGCGUGGACCCAUCUGGAUCUGUAUCUCGCAUCUUGCCAUGGAGUCGCUGCAACGAUUCCACCAGUACUACGGAUCCGAUCUCGCUGUCGAGUGCCCUACCGACUCGGGUUACUACAUGAACCUGGCCGGCGCGGCUGAGGAGAUUCAGCACCGUCUGAUCCACAUCUUUGCCCGUGACGAGAAGGGAGAGCGUGCCGUCAACGGCGGCAACAAGAAGCUCAACCACGACCCGCACUUCCGCGACUAUGUCCAGUUCUACGAGUUCUUCCACGGAGACAACGGUCGCGGUCUUGGCGCGUCCCACCAGACUGGAUGGACCGGUUUGGUCGCAUGGCACAUCUACUCGGUCGGUGAAUGGUGCCGUCUCCCCAAGACGCCAAAGACACCGCGCUCCGUCGCCAAGCACUACUUUGACGAGGCGAUCACCCCCAGCGAGGCUGGCGACGGCUCGCUCUACUCGGCGUACACCGACGUUUCGGAGGCGUUCGACGAGCCCGAGCCAGAUGAGCUCUAGUCUGCCACCACCCAAGUAUCUGCAUAAACAAGACGGCCGUACCCCUACGGUCUGUAGAAAAGUCAUAAGUCUAGUCGUGAAUGCAUCGUCUGCACGGAACCCAGCAACCUCCAGCUGUACACUUUGAUACAUUUACUAAGUAGUCUACAACAAGCCAUUUUUACUAAAUGAGACCGAGCCACUCGCGGAGGCCGGUCCCGAAAGUCGACUCGAGUGGCUCGAGUGACUCUGCGAGCAUGUUGGCCCAGGUGCCGCGGACGAGUAGGAAGCCGACGAGCAUCCAGAUCCAGUCGUGUUUGCCCGUGCGCUUGACGAGUGCGCGCUUCUCCUCGGCAGUGUCCACCAGGCCCUGCGACGGCGUCCUGGCGACUUGCUUCUUGCUCGAGCUCCACCUGCUCGUGAGUGCCCGGAGCUUGUCCAGACCGAGGGCACGCUCAAACCCGUCCCGCAUCGACUGGAGUCGCAUGAGGAAGAGCCACAGCAGCGUCUUGACAAGGUCGCGCUUCCGGUUCCGCCCAUACCGCGGCCGAAUCGCGUACCCGUCUCCUGUAGGCACGCGGACGACGGGGUAUCCAAACCACGGGUUCUGCGACGUGUACUGCAUGUCGCGGGCCGAGACGGGGGUGCGUGUCGGGCGGACGACGACCUCGGAAUCCGACGAAGCUGAGGGUGACGACACGUCCAUCCCCGGUGCCGGCAGCGACACCGGCACAAUGCUGUGCGAGUAGUAGUCGUCGUCUUCAAGCUCCUCUGGCUCAAUCUCGUCGUACGGUGUCUGGAUGGCCGUGGUUGGCGCGGCAGUGUUGGGACCAGUCGCAUCGGGUGUCGAGUCGUAGCACUCGGGAUCGUCCUUGCUCCGUUGACACAGAUCGAGUGCCGCGGGCCGGUAUUGCUCUACCCCCCGUGCAUGGUGCUCCUGCAGCAUAGACGCGUACUUGUCGCGCGGGGUGCUUGGCGUAUCGGCUCCAGCUGCACGUCGCGAGGCCGCACGCCGCUCAGCGAGGGACAGGGCUGAGGGGUCGACGAGCGCGGGGCGGAGGGUACGCCGCAAGGGAAUGUGCACGGGCGGCGGAGGGGUCGGUUCCUCGUCGUCUUCCGAGUCGGAGAGCAGGUCGCGGUGCGCCAGACGCGAAGGUGAGAGGUAGAGGUGGAAGUCGGAGAGCGACUUGAUGCGCUGGAUCGCACUCUUCGGGGCCUCGUAGUGGAUUGUAGAGGUCGACACGUCCGAUGCCCCAGUGUAGGACGUCGCGGGACCAGAGUUCAGAGCGCUCCCCGUGUCAAUGUGCAGGUCAGGCCGCGGGGACACCUCCGGGGCGGCCUGGAGGAGUACGGGCGAGUCGUUUGGUCCAAGGCUGCGUCCGCGUCCGCGGCCACGCCCUUGCCUCGUCUCAUCGACACGCUCGCCGUCGGCAAAGUGGACGUGGUCGUCGUCAUCUUGCACUGCCGCCGCGGUACGCACGUCGUUGUGACUCUUGGUCAUGGCGAGUCGGGACGUCAAGCCCGUCAGGCCAGCCAAGCCGCCACUAAGUGUCUGGCCGAAGCUCGAACGGCGCGACGGCGCGCGGCUCGUCGCGACGCUGCUGCCAGCGUAGCUGUUUGCACGGCUGGGCGUGUAGCUCGUGCCGUUGCCGCUGUAGAAAGUGGACGAGGGUGAGGGCGGGGCAGUGUAGUAGAUGUCAGCGAUCGAGGCCAUGGACGUGGAGCGUGUGGGCGGCUCGCGGGACGCGCUGCGUGAUCGGCGUCCUGCUGGGCCGAGCGACGGGGCGCGCGAGGGCCCGCGCGAGGGGUCGCGUGAUGGUGGGCGCGAGUUGGCGCGCGACGGGCCCCGCGAGUUGGCGACCGAGUGGACGCGCGAUGGACCACGCGACGGCGCAUGUGGCCUUGCGUGCGAGUACCGCCUGAGCAUGACUUCGGGGUCGGCCUCGGGGCCGGUGCCGCCGUACUCUUCUGGCAGCACGUCGAGGUCGAAAACUGCGGCCUUCUGUUCUAGAGUGUCGAGGAAAGACACGCGCUCCAGCGACGAGCGGGGAAGGACACGUUUGACAGCGCCGUUCCACAUUGCUCGGUGCGACCAGCCAGCAUUGAUAACGUAGACGUUCUCAAACAGCCCGGGGAAGUUGCCAUGCCCGACACUGAAGACGGUAGGAAGGAGCUCGACUUCCAUGUUCCUGUACCCAGCUCCACUGACGUCAAUGAGCAGCACGGCGCCCUCUGCACCGUUUCCCCUCCUUCCGUCGACCCAGUAGUCUCGCAGAGCGCGGCGGACGAGCUCGAGGCCCCACCAUAUCCACUCUUUGAGCUCGCUGAGCGAUCCAGACGCAUCGCGCACCACAUCGCGGAGGGUCAGCACUGCGAUCGGCCGGCCGAGCCGGUCAACGACCUUGGGCAAAGGCAGCAGCGAGAGCAAAGGGGUUGGUGGCGGAGGAAUCACGCCGCCCAGGCCCCGGUCAGCGCGCCGCUGCAGCGCGCCGAGCAGGUAGUGGUGUGUCUUGUCUGUAUUGUAGUGGUUUCUCUGAGCGCGGAACACCAUGCCAUAGUCGCUCGCCCAGUCCUGCGCGCCGGCAGCCGUGGCGGGAUCCCAUCCCUCCUCGUUGAUGAGGUCGUCGACGUCGUCCUCGAGCUCGCGCUGCAGCUGGUGGACGAGGGGGGCGUGGGCGCCCAGCUCGGCGCGGCGCGCGGCGGCCGUCGCGAACGCUGGCGGGGCAGCCGGGCCGGCCGACGACGACGAGGGCGCUGCAGCCGCUGCGCCAAAGCCGAACGGGAACGCAGCGGGCUCGGAGCGCUUGACGGCCACGCUGCCGCCCGCGUCUCCGUCCUUGUCGAGCGUCAUGGUGGAUGGUGUAGUGUCGAUGUGCACAGGUGGUGGGUACGUGUAGCUAGCUGUCUGGCUACUAGUAGCACGUCGUCGGCGGUCGAUGGCGCCUGGGCCCCAGGCUGUGCGGUGCGGGGCCAGGAGCGGGCGUCGGUCUAGUGGCUGUCCCUAGCCGCUGGAACCCAAGCCGGUGGGUGCAGUGAUGGCAGCGGCCUGUGUGUGUGUUCUGUGGGAUGUGCGAUGCGUCGAGAUGUGGUGAAACGAGGUUGUGUACAAUGGAUUGUCCCUGCUCGGUCGGUGUCUUGUGCCCGUCUGCAACUCCAGUGUACACAGUUUUUGCCUUUCUGCCGGGUAACGGGCGACAAGUGCAAGCGGCGAGCGGCGAGCAGCGACGACGACGACAACAAUGGCGGCACCUGAUCCGGAAGGCACGGGGCAGUUGGCAGUGCUGUUUCUGGGAAAC